Priapulus caudatus is the source of this 2079-nucleotide messenger RNA. Its product is annotated as armadillo repeat-containing protein 1-like. Bases 164 to 1012 code for a protein of 282 amino acids. NCBI's taxonomy places the organism in Eukaryota, Metazoa, Priapulida, Priapulimorpha, Priapulimorphida, Priapulidae. The transcript is spliced from 9 exons. The record is from RefSeq and is a predicted model, not a curated record.
GUCGCUGUGGUAGCUUUCCUGUUAUCUUAGCCAGUUAGAAUUCAUUUCCGGUUCUCUAAACCAAUCGUGCCAGCGAUCGUUUUGAGCGGACAUUUGGAAACUUUCACUUGUAUUUCACAAGGCACGUACUCUCUCCUUGAACCACGGCGAACCUCAGACCACGAUGAAUGAGCAAAAGUUGAGCACAGCCACCCUGGCUACUGUUACAACAUAUCGUCAGCUUGCAACCGAUCCUGUCAAGAGGGCUGCCCUAAUCAAGGACUCGGCGUGUGUGGCUUUCCUUAUCUACGUCUUGGAUGACAAGUGCAUUGAGGUUGUGAAGAACUCUUUACAGACGCUAUGGGCUCUAUGUGAGAGUGCACAUUACAGGCCAAUGUUGAAAAAUACAUAUGGAUUCAUACCAGCACUGGAAACAGUUGCUACCAACACCGGAUUUGAUCAUUACUGCCAGAAAUUAGCCAGAGAGUUGCUCAGUCUCCUGAAGAAAGAGCUUCACUGCAGACCCAAGGAUGCUGCAAACAUGAAUCCAGCAUCAGGGAGAGCGGGGCACAAGUCAAAGAGACAAAGUCACCAAUUCCUGCUGGGCUCUGCCAGGUCGAAGACUGUAGUACUGCAGUUGAAAGGAAUGGUCAGCCAGGACCACCGUAGGGUGUGUGAAGCCCAGCUGCUGAGAGUACGCGGUGUCAUCAGCAUCACGUUCGACCAUACGAAGCUGCGCUGCAUCGCGAGAGUCAGAGCCGACAUCAAACCAGAGGCGCUGGUGCAGGCUGUGGCCAAAACCAAGGUGAUGAGUGCAGAGCAGGUGAUCAAGAACGAACAAGGAGAGGAGAUACUGAUAUGUUUCGAUAAGAGGUCUGACCAGAACAAGGAGAAUACCCAACUGCCCCCCUACCUCCCAGAGGAAGACUCCCCCGUGAGAGCGAAAGCCGUAGCAAGGGCAGGGGACGAUGGUCAGGGAGGAAGCUGGAUGAGCGUGGCAGCAAACUUCAUUUCAAAGUCAUUCUAUUGGUGAAGACUUCGCCAGUGAUAUCCUGUAAAUAUGGACGUGUGGUCAAUGCACGAGUGAGCUCAACAACGAGCAGUAAUUGCAGUUUUGACCAUAGGUCGGUUUUUCGUAAAACAUCUCUACUUGGAUUUUCUUCUGAUAAUCGCUUGUUGGCUCAUUCCUUACUAUAUAAUAUAUUAUUAAUGUGAUUCUAUGUGUUUUAUUUACGGGACCAUCGCGUUUUGAGUUUCACUUACCUCGUUUUACCGUCGGAAAACAUUCGUUUGUGUUUGUAUCAGUUCAAAGCCUUACUCUUCACAACAGCUAGUUUUUAAGAGUAUCAUAAAAUUGACAGACAUGAAUGUUCUUUAAAUAUAAUUAAUUACACUAGCAACUGUUGGAACUCGCAUCUAGAUAAAUGCAAAUUACGUACGACAGUGUACGGGUGCAUGGUACUAAUAAACCUCGCUUAAACUGCAUCAUAGAUAUAUACAAACACAUGUGUUUGUAUAUAUCUAUGACUACAUAUAAGAAGUUUUAGCUUUGCUUGAAUAGCAAGUGUACAUAGUAUUAGCUCACUGUUAACCAUCAUUUGCAUUACUUUACGUACAACCCAUCUGUGUCACAUUUAGGUGUAGCACAAGUCGACGGUAAUGUUGUUGACAAUGCGUGAUGCUGAGGCAUCUAUAAGUUACAGUUGUCUCGGUUUUCCCUGGCAGUGAGAAAGAAACCUUUCAUGAUCAUACACAUCAUGAUGCUUCAUGGAGCUCUCGCCGACAGAAAAUGAACACAUAUCUAAUAUGCCUAACAUUUCUCGUGGGUCUUGUGUGAUAAUUUUGAACACCGACUAGAAAUACGGGGGAAUUCGUAUUUUUAGAAAGUGCAUGCGAUUGAUAUGUGAAAUAACACGGUUGGUCACACAAUAAUUUGAUAUCGUUAAUGCUUACAUGUGUCCACAAUCUAUUUUAAACAUUCGUUUGUAAGUGUGUCUAGUUUAGGAAGGUGGCGGUGGCUAUAGGGACAGGAUUAUUAAGCACUGUAUACCAUUUCUUUAAUUUGUAAAUAAAUUUGUUGGCAAGAAAUUUUUCAAUGUA